AUGCUAGCCUCUGGUUGUUUACCCUCCUUUGCAAAAUCCUUGGUUUCGACUGCCUGUCGAACACUGGCGUGCUCUGCUAGUCUUGGAAAUUAUAAAAUUAUAUCUAAGCCCCUUGAAACUGAUUCGUAUGCAGAGGGCGUGGAUACACUUGCUCGGAAGCUUCUCUUAACCGAAAUCGUUAAGGGUUUUGGAAUUACUUUGGGCUACUUAAUGAAGGAACCUGCUACUAUUAACUAUCCCUUUGAAAAGGGUCCCCUUAGUCCGCGGUUCAGAGGUGAACAUGCACUUCGUCGGUACGCAAGUGGCGAGGAACGUUGCAUUGCUUGCAAGUUAUGUGAAGCAAUUUGUCCCGCUCAAGCUAUUACUAUUGAAGCUGAACCCAGAGAAGAUGGCAGUCGACGUACAACACGUUAUGAUAUUGACAUGACAAAAUGCAUUUUCUGUGGAUUCUGUCAAGAAGCUUGUCCUGUUGAUGCUAUUGUUGAGGGCCCCAAUUUUGAAUUUUCGACGGAAACCCACGAAGAGUUGAUGUAUAACAAAGAAAAACUCCUUGACAAUGGUGAUCGAUGGGAAGUUGAAAUUGCCGCUAAUAUUGAUGCGGAUUAUCUCUACCGCUAA
Rodentolepis nana is the source of this 618-nucleotide messenger RNA. The record is from the annotation of a GenBank genome assembly. NCBI's taxonomy places the organism in Eukaryota, Metazoa, Platyhelminthes, Cestoda, Cyclophyllidea, Hymenolepididae.